Suillus clintonianus is the source of this 1277-nucleotide messenger RNA. RefSeq lists its product as uncharacterized. Bases 159 to 1175 code for a protein of 338 amino acids. Lineage: Eukaryota; Fungi; Basidiomycota; Agaricomycetes; Boletales; Suillaceae. The record is from RefSeq and is a predicted model, not a curated record. The transcript has a single exon.
GGUUGCACAAGGCUUGUUUGGAGGUACACUUCGUCUUCUUCUGUCUUAUUUUGCUUGCUGACGGGCUAUCCUUCCAGCAAUGGCUCAAGACAGCAAACACUUGCCCUGUAUGUCGCAAAAAGGUCAAGAAUUCUCCGAAAUGCCCGUAUAAGGCAAGCAUGAUGACAAGUGCGGGGGCUGGUGGGCUAGGGCCAAGAGAACCUGAAGCGGGAGCAAGUGGUACUCACGGUCGUGCAUCGAGCUCAGACUCUACCUCUGGGGUUGUUGCUAUGCGUUUGGGCGAACUAAUUAAUCGCGCUCGCCGAGGGUCCAAUGCCCAAUCAGGGAGUGGUACCCAGCAGCAGUCAUUGUCCCGUGUCCAAACGAACGUUGGUCCUACUACCGAGCCGGUGGCGGCGACAAGGUUUAAUGGCGGUGGAACUCAUUUCCAUCACCAUCAUCACCACUAUCUCCACAUCCACCCACCACGUCCUGAGCAAUCCCACGGUUCACAGUUCCCAAAUUCUUAUCAUCAACCUCCCAACUCAACUGCAAGUGUAGUCCAGAGUGGUACGGGACCCCGCACGUUCCCGUCUGCCCAGAACGUCAGCGGACCUCGCCCUAAUGUGUCAAGUCGCCCAGCACUUUCACGCCCGACUUCCUGGUUUGGGUCAAUGACAAAUCGAGCCAGUGCUCGGCGGGUGCCUGAAUCAACACAGGAUAGCGGCCCACGUUUCCCAUCUUCUCCAAUGGACGUAGAUUUUGAAAGCAGCUUCGGAAGAACAAGUUUCAUAGGUGCAACUUCUGACCCUGCACCAGCUCCACGGAGCACCUUCGGAGCGCCUUCGUCGUCUAGUUCCAUGUCUAGCGCAGUUUUCCCUCAAACCGCAGACUCGUCGUCAUCAUCGUCAUCAUCGUCAUCAUCAUCUAUAUCUACCACAUCUAACAUGCUAGACACAUACUCCCUGGCGACAAGUGAAUUACAAUCUUCCCACGGCACAUCACGGACGAACGUGGGCUCAUUGGGGAGCCGACCUUAUGGAUCCGCGCAUCCCAACAAUGCAGGUUCAACUGCGCAGCACUAUGGAUCUUUCAACGCGGAUAGCGGACUGAACUCGAGAAGCAGUUCGACUAGCAGUAGCUAUGUGAGGCCGGGAGGACCUGGGACAUCUGGUCCUCCUCCAUGGUGGCGGUGAGCUGUCGCUGAUCAUAUGCUUGCCACCUUCAAUGAUCCCCUCCAUAUAAUAUCUAUUUUUCGGUCUAGUUAUAGCAUUGCGUCACGAGUUAUAUGCUUUUUU